CGCUAAAGCGAGCAUCGGACUCGAGCGCUGACCCACAUUCGGCCGGAAUGGGUGCUUUCCGCGGCCCUCCGCGCUUUUGUCUGGGCCCGCGCGACCUUCUUAUUAUGCGCGCGAGCCCUUUCAUGUCGCCUGCCGUCGUCGGGCCGAACCGCAAUGAAAACGUACCUGCAGUGGUCGACGGCUGCCAGGGUCCAUGCUGGAGGCCCUCCGGGCUGUUUCCUGACCCGGCGGACUGCUGCGGCUUCUUCAGCUGUGCAUCAUGCCGUGCGUACCGACUACGCUGCGCACCGGGCACCGUGUUUGACCGGCGCUUGGGGCUCUGCAACCACCCACACGAUGCACCUGCCUGCCUGGCACCCAACCCAGGGUGCUACCUCUACUACGUAAGCUCCUCAUUCAGUGGGAAAAAAUGAAAAUGCAGCGGCCAGCAGCAGCAAUGUCAAGAACAGCAGCAACUUGCGAAGAGCGUGAGGGUGCCCCCGCGGCCAUCGACGAAAUACUCCACAAGUGCAUAAUAAUAA
Molecule: messenger RNA, 521 nt
Organism: Rhipicephalus microplus (southern cattle tick)
Lineage: Eukaryota; Metazoa; Arthropoda; Arachnida; Ixodida; Ixodidae
Cellular component (GO): extracellular region
Molecular function (GO): chitin binding
Source: RefSeq, a predicted model, not a curated record